AUGCCCUUCAUUGAACUGCCAGUUGAUGUUAUUCUGUCUGUGACAGCGUUCCUUUCAUACGUCGAAAUCGCGUCUCUAAUUCGCGUCAGUCAAAGCCUCGCGCAUCUGCUGCUACCUUACCUAUACAAUCCAAUUCUCAAAUCGGCAAGGACGCCGCAUAAUCCAUAUUAUGGACUGCCCUGGCCUUCCUGGACAGAUUACAUCGGAAGAUGGCGCUCCCUAGCGAUACUGAACUACUUUUAUGAGACACCAGUCCAAAAUUUGCAAUACAUCGGUAUGCACAGGGCCAGUCUCAUCCACCUUGCUGCUAGGGAGAACAACUUCGAACUUGUCGAGGUACUCGUGCAGAAAGGGUUUGAUCUCAACAACAGAGACUACUUUGGCCGAUCACCCCUGCAUUACGCCUUGGACUAUAACCAAGAAGACAUGGCCCAUUUUCUGCUCGAUGCUGGAGCAGAUGUCAUGCAAGCGAAGGGGUAUAGCCUUUUGAUUGCGGCGGAGAACUGCUCCCUUGACAUAGUAGAGCGUAUCAUCGAGCAGAUGGAGACAGUGGAAUCCCCUUUUAGGCUUUUACAGUUUACGGGCUUCUCGAUGGAUAGCACCGUCCAAACUAUCAAGAACCUUGCUCUCAAUGCAGCAACAAUAAGGGAAUCGGGAGCGAUAGCUAAUCUACUUCUUGGCUACGGAGCCGAUCCCAAUUGGCAGAUGAAAUCGGACCUAGCAAUAGAAAUAUUUAGAAGAUGCACACUUGGAAUGAAGCUCUGA
Molecule: messenger RNA, 765 nt
Organism: Talaromyces marneffei
Lineage: Eukaryota; Fungi; Ascomycota; Eurotiomycetes; Eurotiales; Trichocomaceae
Exons: 1
Coding region: 1-765 (254 amino acids)
Molecular function (GO): protein binding
Source: RefSeq, a predicted model, not a curated record